AUGUCCGAUCUCACAUCACCCCUUUCCUUCCUUACGGAAAACCCCGCUGCCGCGGCUGUUCAGGAUGCAUACACUUCGUUCUCCGAGCGGAGGGCGUUGCUCAACCUGCCCAACCCGGGUACCGUGGACAACAUCGCGCGUGAGGUUCAGAAGGAGGUCAUGCUGUCCAACUUCAUGUUCUCGGGUCUCCGCGCAGACCUGACCAAGGUCUUCGGUAUGUCUCCUCUGUUCCGCGUGUCGCACGCGUUCUCCAUGGGCUCGUCCGGCAACCUGCCCCCGUACGCUUUCUCUGCCAUGUACGGAAGUCCCAAAGUCUUUAUGCAAGGUAACUUCGGAAGCGAUGGCACUCUCUCGGCCGUUUACAACCACCGCUGGACCUCAGCUCUGGUCACUAAGGCCAACGCUCAGAUCAUGCCCGGUGCUACCCAGGGCCUGCUCCAGCUCGACAAUGACUAUACCGGCGAUGACUUUUCUGCUUCCCUCAAGGCCUUCAACCCGUCCUGCCUCGAGGGCGGUCUGACUGGUAUCUUCGUCGGUAGCUACCUUCAGUCGAUCACUCCUAGUCUUGCUCUCGGUUUUGAGGCUAUCUGGCAGCGCCAGGGCCUUAACGCUCGUCCCGAAACUGCUCUUUCCUAUUGCGCCAAGUAUAAGGGAGAUGACUGGAUUGGUACCGCUCAGCUCCAGGCCCAGGGCACGUUCGCUGCCACCUACUGGCGCAAGCUAUCCGAGCGCGUCGAGGCCGGUGUCGAUAUGAACCUUCAGUUCGCCCCCAAUGCCGCGGCUAUGAUGAUGGGUGGCCCCAGCCGCGAUGGCACCACCGCCAUCGGUGCCAAGUACGACUUCCGCGCCUCCUCCUUCCGCGCCCAGGUUGACAGCGCCGGUAAAGUCAGCUGCCUUCUCGAGAAGCGUAUCGCGAUGCCCAUCUCUUUGACCUUCGCUGGUGAGAUUGACCAGGCUAAGCAAACCGCCAAGGUUGGCCUUGCCGUCUCGCUCGAGAUCGCCGGCGAGGAGUUGAUGGAGCAGCAGGAGAAGGCUGAUCCUGCCAGCAUGGUUCCUCCUCCCUUCUAA
Molecule: messenger RNA, 1068 nt
Organism: Penicillium maclennaniae
Lineage: Eukaryota; Fungi; Ascomycota; Eurotiomycetes; Eurotiales; Aspergillaceae
Gene: tom40
Product: TOM complex pore protein TOM40
Exons: 3
Coding region: 1-1068 (355 amino acids)
Biological process (GO): protein import into mitochondrial matrix
Cellular component (GO): mitochondrial outer membrane; mitochondrial outer membrane translocase complex
Molecular function (GO): transmembrane protein transporter activity
Source: RefSeq, a predicted model, not a curated record